AAAAUGGAACUGCCCUACGAGGCCCCCAACUGCCCCCGCAUACCGUCCAUUGAGGAAAUCAAUAAGGAGUUGGAGCCAUUUGCACGAUCCUGGGCCGGUGGGUAUACAUGUCGCAUUGACAAUUUCCUAGUGAAAAAGGGCUAUCACCCUGGCAUCAUCCAAGAAGCAGAAACCAUGUUGUUUUUGCAGAACAUACGAGGUAUGCGUGUGCCCAAAGUGUAUACAGCCUUCCGUAGUUUUGACGAGACGUACCAGUGCGACGCGUAUUUCUUCGUCGCAAAAAUCGUCAAAGGAGAAGUCUUGGACUUGGCAAAAUGGAUGGGAUUCAACGAACAGGUCAAACAACUUAUCGGCUCUAAGAUCGCUACACAAUUUAAAAUCAUGCGAUCAAUUCCCUCGGAAGGGUUCUAUGGUACAGUUCAGCAUGGAUCCUGGCCACAUUACACGCACGGUCUUUGUUCACGAUACAAGAAACCAUGCGGUCCUUAUGAGAGC
This is a messenger RNA of Aaosphaeria arxii CBS 175.79, 495 nucleotides long. RefSeq lists its product as uncharacterized. NCBI's taxonomy places the organism in Eukaryota, Fungi, Ascomycota, Dothideomycetes, Pleosporales. The record is from RefSeq and is a predicted model, not a curated record. The annotation marks the transcript as partial. The transcript has a single exon.